Molecule: messenger RNA, 594 nt
Organism: Saccostrea cuccullata (small rock oyster)
Lineage: Eukaryota; Metazoa; Mollusca; Bivalvia; Ostreida; Ostreidae
Exons: 4
Coding region: 40-594 (184 amino acids)
Source: RefSeq, a predicted model, not a curated record
UCAAAACACUUAUACAGAUUGUUUGAAAAAAGAGCAAAUAUGCUCUUGGAUGCUAUGUACGAACAGGAUCAGAAAAGUGCAAUGGCUACUUUGGAUGAAACAGUUACUGUUUUUGGGGUUAAAACGACCCCAUUAACAUUUGCCUAUGAAAAUAUGAUGUAUGAUGUGCUUGGCCAUCCCUGCUCACAACAUAGAAUGGACCUCAUUUGGCACAAGAAGGUUGAGGGAGACGUAGUUAAAGGUCGAUGUUGCCCUGCUUUGUGUUCCAUUUUUGACUUAUCGCCAAAAAAUUUCUACUUUAUUAACUAUGUCAUGUUCCUUGGUGUACUGCUAUUAUACACCUAUUUUGUAUUGGUGAGCGCCGAUUAUUCAUACCUGAUGACAUACAAGGGGCUUGAACCAGUGGAGUAUACUGUCUACCUUUGGGGAUUGGGAGAUUUCAUAGAAGAGUACCGUCCACUCGUGGAAAAAGACCCGGGAGGAAGGGAAUCGAAAGGAUACUUUAAAAGGGCGGGAGAGGCAUCGGGAGUUAUGGUAAAAGACUCAAUGGGGAAAAACUCAAACCAUCUUGCUAUAUCGCCACAACGCAGCUAG